Messenger RNA from Hyalella azteca, 1663 nucleotides. RefSeq names its product putative methyltransferase DDB_G0268948. Gene Ontology annotation, molecular function: S-adenosylmethionine-dependent methyltransferase activity. The transcript is spliced from 8 exons. Bases 164 to 1015 code for a protein of 283 amino acids. NCBI's taxonomy places the organism in Eukaryota, Metazoa, Arthropoda, Malacostraca, Amphipoda, Hyalellidae. The record is from RefSeq and is a predicted model, not a curated record.
ACUAGCUGCAUUCUUGGUCGAAGCACAAUAUUUUCAACGCAAAGUAAAAACAGAACUCGUUUUUUUUUAUUCAAAACCUAGACCUGCCGACAAAAAUUUCCAUAGCAAGAUGCUGACUAAACGUUUUGGCUGUGUUUUUUUUUGGUGAUAUUUGUAAAUUAGGAUGCUUUGUUAUCUCGGCAGUCGAUGCCGGCAGGUUGUAGGAACGUCGCUGGCAGCAUCAUACCUCCGCCAACGACCCUCGCCUCCCCCCUCCCUCAUUCUCAACCUCGUCAACUACGUCAAACACAAGACUCACGGUGGACUUGAUCAGGCAGUGGACGUGGGCUGCGGGUCAGGCCAGAUAACACGGGCCCUGGCCCCCAACUUCAGGACCGUCCUGGGUCUGGACGUCUCGCAGGCCCAGCUCGACAUCGCCCAGUCCGUGCCGAAUCCUGCCAAUGUAUCCUACUGCCUCCUAAAAGGCGAGGAUCCGUACCCUGUGGAGGAUGAGUCUGUUGCGCUAGUGACCUCUUGUAUGGCUGCUCAUUGGUUCGACAUGCCAAAGUUCUUCACUCAAGUUGACAGGGUUCUCGUCAAAGGCGGGGUGCUCGCACUGAUUGGCUAUCACAUCCCACAACCCCAAUGGCCUGGCAAGACCCAGGUUCUGAAAGACAUUAUGUAUGAUUUCUACUGGAACAAAAUCGGCCAGCAUUUCGGACGAACAGCGCGAGACGAAAUCGAUCUCGAGUACCGGACACCAAAAUACGCUUGGCCCUCAGCCCACGAAAUUCUCAGGGAGUCAGCUCAUCACACCGACGUGGUGAUGUCACUGGCAUCACUAGGUGACUAUGUCACCACCAUGAGUGGAUACACUGGAUACCGUCACCAUUACGGUGAUGAAGCUGCGCAGACCAUCAAAAACGACCUACUGCGCAGACUCCUGACUGCCCUUGAGGUGCCAUCGUCAGCCGAGGACACAAUGCUGCCUAUGCGCUUCCAUUACUUCGCCUCCUACGCCAGCAAGCAGCCCUGACUGCUGGUGGUUGAUACAUACAUAAACUAUCAUUUAUUACUCAUAUUAUAAGUUUACUUAUAUACUUAUAUAAUUAUAAUUAACUUACUAUCACAUAUCUAUAUAAAGGUACAUGGGUUUUAAAGUUAUUUAUUACGACGUGGAGAAAAUCUGUCGAAAAAUUCCCCAAUCAUCGUGUAUUCAGCAUUGUGUACUGCUGUGGUAUUCAACAACAAACAAAAAUUGUUCCCGCGGGAAAAAUGUCAGUCGGCAUCUAAUUUUCAUUUUACUAACUUUUUAACUAUAGAUAACUAACAUCAUAAAAACCGCACAAAUCAUUAUAAUUUUAUAUAUAUUUUUUCAUUAAUUUUCACAUCGUUUUUAUUGACUCAUCGUGAAGAAUUCCCACAUCGUCGAGGAGUUAUAGUUAUUGGAGGUAAUUUCGAUUUUAUUAAAAUAAUUCCAAAGUUAUUUAGUAAUUCCAGCAUUUCUUAGAAAUUCCUACAUCAUAGUUCCAACGAACAAUAACUGCUUACAAUUGUUUUUCGUUUCACUUUCUUAUGUUAUGUAACUCACAAUAUCCUGAAAGUUACGGAAAAUUAAAACAAAAAGGUUGAGAUAAUUUCUUGGGUACUACAAAUAAAAAAUAAAAAAUACUAUAUAAUGUAU